Andrographis paniculata is the source of this 1014-nucleotide messenger RNA. Its product is annotated as senescence-specific cysteine protease SAG39-like. NCBI's taxonomy places the organism in Eukaryota, Viridiplantae, Streptophyta, Magnoliopsida, Lamiales, Acanthaceae. Bases 1 to 1014 code for a protein of 337 amino acids. The transcript has 2 exons. The record is from RefSeq and is a predicted model, not a curated record. Gene Ontology annotation, cellular component: lysosome. Gene Ontology annotation, molecular function: cysteine-type endopeptidase activity.
AUGGCAAUGUUGCCAUCAUUCAUCACACUCCUACUCUUAGCAAUGUGGGCAUCUCAAGCCACGUCCCGCACGGGGCCGAGCUCGGGAGGGUCCAUGGUCGAGAGGCACGUGGAGUGGAUGGCACAACACGGGCGCAUCUACAAGGACAAUGAGGAGAAGGAGAGGCGGUACAAGAUCUUCGAGGCGAACGUGGAGUUCAUCGAAGAGUUCAACAAGGCGGGGAGGCGAGGAUACCGGGUCGGGAUCAAUGCAUUUGCCGAUCAAACAAAUGAGGAGUUUAAGGCAGCCAGGAAUGGACUUAGAGUGAAGAAAGAGUGUGAGGUCACAUCAUUUAAGUAUGAGAAUGUAACUUCUUUGCCUGAUAGUGUUGAUUGGAGGAAGAAAGGAGCUGUCACUCCUGUUAAAGAUCAAGGCCAAUGUGGAAGCUGUUGGGCUUUCUCGGCGAUCGCCGCGACAGAAGGGAUACACGAGCUUUCGAGGAAGAAGCUACUUGCGCUGUCGGAGCAAGAAAUUGUGGACUGUGACAGGACAAGCCAAGACAAUGGCUGUGAAGGAGGGUACAUGGAGGAUGCCUUUGCCUUCAUAAAGAAGAACAGAGGCAUUGCCACAGAAGCCGCAUACCCGUACACGGCUGAGGACGGGAACUGCAGCGCGAGCAAAGAGGCUUCCCGGGCUGCCAAGAUAUCGGGGUUCGAGAAAGUGCCCGCGAACAGCGAGGCUGCGCUGAAGAAGGCCGUGGCGCACCAGCCGGUUUCGGUGUCCAUCGAUGCAGGGGGUCUCGCCUUCCAGUUCUAUUCAAGCGGGGUGUUUGACGGGGAGUGCGGGACGGAUCUUGAUCAUGGGGUGACGGCUGUCGGGUACGGGGAGACGAGUGAUGGUACUGAGUAUUGGCUGGUGAAGAAUUCUUGGGGAAGUAGCUGGGGAGAGAUGGGGUAUGUGAGGAUGAAGAGGGAUGUUGAGGCUAAACAAGGACUUUGUGGGAUUGCUAUGGAUUCUUCAUACCCUCUUGCCUGA